CAAAUGAUCGUCCGUAUAACAUAUGUUUUACAUGUAAUAGAGUUUCGACGUCGACGAUGAGGAAGGUCUCCUCCAACAAUGGAGUCGGAGUCGGUACGUUUAAGUCACAGAAUCCAAAUUUCGACGAUGAAGAUGACGACGGAGACUGCCUUUUUAAAGCGGUGGUUGCGAAGAUCUUCGCUAGUACAACUUCCAUUAAAGCUGCUUACGCAGAGCUUCAGAGGGCUCAAAGUCCGUACGAUAGCGACGCUAUACAAGCGGCGGAUACGGUGGUAGUUAAUGAACUAAAAACUUUAUCGGAGCUUAAACGGAGUUUUAUGAGGAAGGAAUUGAAUCUUUCACCAAAAGUUGCGAUUAUGUUAGCUGAGAUCCAUGAACAGCAGAGUUUGAUGAGGACUUAUGAAAUCGCGAUGAAGAGACUUGAAUUUGAAGUUACGGAGAAGAAAGUGAAGAUCGAUGAGUUGAAGAUGAAUCUUGAAGAGAAUUUGGUGAUGAAUAAAUCGUUGGAGAAGAAACUCACAGCUACUUGACUCAUCGCUUGAAUUGAAAAUUAUUGUAUUUUCACUAACUUGUUGGACUUUAGAUAUGAGCCGAGCUUGCUUUUAAGUUGACAUUGAACGAAUUUUUGUAGAAAUUUUGCAAAAUAACUAUUCAACGUCCGUGACCAAGAAAUUUAAAAAGUUAAGUGAGACAACCCUAUUAAUUAUCAUGCUAAUAUUGU
This is a messenger RNA of Arabidopsis thaliana (thale cress), 721 nucleotides long. Its product is annotated as intracellular protein transporter, putative (DUF641). The transcript has a single exon. The record is from RefSeq and is marked reviewed. NCBI's taxonomy places the organism in Eukaryota, Viridiplantae, Streptophyta, Magnoliopsida, Brassicales, Brassicaceae. Gene Ontology annotation, biological process: response to red or far red light; negative gravitropism. The coding region runs from base 57 to 530 and encodes 157 amino acids.